This is a messenger RNA of Ruditapes philippinarum (Manila clam), 1170 nucleotides long. RefSeq lists its product as uncharacterized. Gene Ontology annotation, molecular function: nucleic acid binding. The record is from RefSeq and is a predicted model, not a curated record. NCBI's taxonomy places the organism in Eukaryota, Metazoa, Mollusca, Bivalvia, Venerida, Veneridae. The coding region runs from base 1 to 1170 and encodes 389 amino acids. The transcript has a single exon.
AUGGCUGCAGUGAUUGGUUCAAGACUUCUGCAGCACGUACUACAGACGAUACCUACAGCAUCCGUACACAUGUGGUCUGACAGUCAAAUUGUUCUUCACUGGCUGUCAUCCAACCGGAAGUUGAAAACAUUUGAACAGAAUAGAGUGACUGAAAUAUACAAUCUUACAGAGAACAAAAGGUGGAUGUUCUGUCAGACCGAGCACAAUCCGGCUGACAUGUUGACAAGAGGAAUGACAGCUACUGAAUUUCUGAAGAAUAGAUUAUGGGAGAAAGGUCCUGAUUGGUUAACUGAUGAAAGUCGGUACCCGAGCCAACCAGCUGUUGUAACAACUGUUUUACUCGCAGAAGAACAAGAUGAUACACUUGUUACCAUGACAACCUACGGCAUUCACAAUGUCAUUGAUAUCAACAGGUUUAGCCGUUACAGAAAGCUUCUUAGGGUGACAGCCUAUAUGAUGAGAUUCAUUCAACAUUGCCGAUCUGCGAGAACUUCCGAUAAUACGUCAACUCUGACGUUAACUGUAAAAGAACUUGCCGAUGCUGAGAAGUUGUGGCUUCAUAAUUGCCAAGCAACCACAUAUAGCGCUGAGAUUACAUGUAUCAAGACCGGAAGGAGAAACCUAACGCUUGUUAGGCAACUACAAUUAUACCUUGACAAUAAUGGCUUCAUUCGCUGUGGUGGUAGGAUUCAUAACGCCCCUUUAGCUGAGCAAACCCGAUUCCCAUAUCUGCUUCCGGCAAACCACCAACUGACGAAACUUGUAAUUAUAGACGCCCAUGAAAGACACUUACACGCAGGUACGAGUGCACUUAUUACCCAUAUACGCCAGAAAUAUUGGAUUCCAUCAAUACGCCAGUGUAUUCAGAAAUUACUCCGGAAGUGUAACCAGUGCCGCCGAGUGUCAGGAAGACCGUACACAGCGCCAGAUCCCCCACCUUUGCCAAAGAUACGAGUUCAAGAUACACAACCUUUUACUGUGACUGGAGUUGAUUUCACCGGAGCUUUACAUUUACGAGGAAAAAACAAAAAUGAGAAGGCAUACAUUUGUCUUUUUACUUGUGCUUCGACCAGAGCUGUUCAUCUAGAAGUAGUCUCAGAUAUGACUGAAUCUUCAUUUUACAAGCGUUUAGGCGAUUCAGUAGCAGAAAAUCUCUACCCAAGGUUAUGA